AGUGUUUGUGCCAACACUUCACUAGCAAUUUGCACAGAGUUUGACAAGGGGAUCCAGUCCAAGCAUUCAGUCAGGAUUUAUAUUUUUUUAUUUGAGAAGGCGCUACACACAUUUGGAACUUGUUUAGUUAAAGUGUAAAAAAGAAAACAGAAUGGAUUUGGGAAGGAGAAAAUCUGCAUGGUUCUUUAUUUUGGUUGCCUUUCAAUUGGCUUCCACUCCGAUGACCAUAUCAGCAGAAUCAGCAUGCAUGUCGACAACCACUGGUGCAUCAACAUCAGCUUGUAUUUCUACAACCACUGGAGUAUCAACAACAGCUGGAGGUUCAACAACCACUGGAGCCCGUUUUAAUUUUUUUCUCAAAUUUGAAAUAGUAGAAACAUUUAUUGCUGCUUAUGAUAAUAAUACCUCAGACGAAUAUACAGAGCUUGAGGACAGAAUUGAGAUAAGGUUCAACACGAUCUACAGUGCACAAUUUGGCGAGCGGUUCAUUCGGACAAUUAUCAUCGGAUUUAGGAUCUCUGUGGCUCAAUCGAACAAUACUGAAGCAGAAAUAGAGCUUGAGUUUCAGCCAACUGCUUCUCCACAAGCAAUCCCACAGUCUGAGGAGGUUCGAAGUACCUUGGUCAAAGGACUGAACAGCACAAACACAACCUCUAACCUCACUGUAGAUACUGCAAGCAUUACGAUCACAAAGACUCCAACUAUUACAACAACUAUCUGUUCUCCAACAACUACUGCUGGAUUAUCAACCACCACUACUAGAUCAACAACUGGUGGAUCAACAACCACAGGAGGAUCAACAACCACUGAAGGAUCAACAACCACUGGAGGUUCAACCACAACUGGAGGAUCAACAACCACUGGAGGACCAACAACAACUGGGGGUUCAACAACCACUGUUGUAUCUACAACCACGGGAGAUUCAACAACUGGAAGAUCAACAACCACUGGAGGAUCAUCAACGACUGGAGGAACAACCCCAACUGGAGGAUCAACAACCGAUGUUGUAUCUACAACUAAGGGAGGUUCAAUAACCACUGGACGAUCAUCAACCACUGGAGGACAAACAACCACUGGAGGAUCAACAACCACUGGAGGAUCAACAACCAAUGCAGGAUCAACAACCACUGGAGGAACAAUAAACACUGGGGGUUCCACAACUGGAGGAUCAACAACCACUACAGGAUCAACAACCACCGGAGGAACAAUAAACACUGGGGGUUCCACAACUGGAGGAUCAACAACCACGGGAGGAUCAUCAACCACUGGAGGACCAUCAACAACUAGGGAUUCAACAACCGCUGUUGUAUCUACAACUACGGGAGGUUCAACACCUGCAGGAUCAACAACCACUGCAGGAUCAACAACCACUGGAGGAUCAAUAACCACUGGACGAUCAUCAACCACUGGAGGACAAACAACCACUGGAGGAUCAACAACCAUUGGAGGAUCAACAACCACUGGAGGAUCAACACCCACUGCAGGAUCAACAAGCACUGGAGGAUCAAUAAACACUGGGGGUUCCACAACUGGAGGAUCAACAACCACUGCAGGAUCAACAACCACUGCAGGAUCGACAACCACUGGAGGACCAACAACAACUGGAGGAUCACCAACCACUGGAGGACCAACAACUAGAGGAUCAACAACCACUGGAGGACAAACAACGAGAGGAUCAACAACCACUGGAGGAUCAACAACCAAUGCAGGAUCAACAACCACUGGAGGAUCAAUAACCAGUGGACGAUCAUCAACCACUGGAGGACCAACAACCACUGCAGGAUCAACAACCACUGGAGGAUCAAUAAACACUGGAGGAUCAAUAAGCACUGGAGGAUCAUCAACCACUGGAGGAUCAACAACCACUGAAGGAUCAACAACCACGGGAGGAUCAACAACCACUGGAGGAUCAAUAAGCACUGGAGGAUCAUCGACCACUGGAGGAUCAACAACCACUGGAGGAUCAAUAACAACUGGAAGUUCCACAACUGGUGGAUCAACAACCACUCACUGGAGGAUCAUCGACCACUGGAGGAUCAACAACCACUGGAGGAUCAAUAACAACUGGAAGUUCCACAACUGGUGGAUCAACAACCACUGCAAGAUCAACAACCACGGGAGGAUCAAUAAACACUGGAGGAUCAAUAAGCACUGGAGGAUCAUCGACCACUGGAGGAUCAACAACCACUGGAGGAUCAAUAACAACUGGAAGUUCCACAACUGGUGGAUCAACAACCACUGCAAGAUCAACAACCACGGGAGGAUCAAUAAACACUGGAGGAUCAAUAAGCACUGGAGGAUCAUCGACCACUGGAGGAUCAACAACCACUGGUGGAUCAAUAACCACUGGAGAACAAACAACUACUGGAGGAUCAACAACCACUGA
Molecule: messenger RNA, 2386 nt
Organism: Gadus macrocephalus (Pacific cod)
Lineage: Eukaryota; Metazoa; Chordata; Actinopteri; Gadiformes; Gadidae
Product: sericin 1-like
Exons: 8
Coding region: 152-2386 (744 amino acids)
Source: RefSeq, a predicted model, not a curated record